Molecule: messenger RNA, 651 nt
Organism: Actinia tenebrosa (Australian red waratah sea anemone)
Lineage: Eukaryota; Metazoa; Cnidaria; Anthozoa; Actiniaria; Actiniidae
Product: actin-binding Rho-activating protein
Biological process (GO): positive regulation of Rho protein signal transduction
Molecular function (GO): actin binding
Source: RefSeq, a predicted model, not a curated record
CACAACAAAAAUGGCCGCCUGAUGGUGAUCAACCUUCUUCCAUCAGAACGCAAAUGUUCUUGUAACCGCACAGAUCAAGGGCUAUUACAAGUCUUUAAGAGCACUAAGCAAUGGCGUCUCACCCUCCAAAGCACGGCAAGGAAUAUGGCCGCCCAGAGGCUGGAUCUCGCACUGAAGCCAGAGGCAAAUAUGCAGGGUUGCACAUAAGUAAAGAAGUAUUUGAUCUCUGCAAGAUAAUCAAACAGCUUGGGAAAGAACAACCUAAUGGGACUGUGAUUAUAACCUUUGGAAAACUAUUUGACCGUUAUACGACUAUUUCUAACAAGCUUGUUGGAAUGUUGAUGCGUGCAAGGAAACAAGAGUUAGUGGAUUUUGAAGGUGAAAUGCUUUGGCAACGCAGAGAUGAAGACAAGAUUAUCACUCUAUUGAAAAUGCCUGAGACUAUGAGCACAGAUUCUGACGAAUAUUGGAAUUUGAGAGCCAAGUAAAAUGGAAAGAAAAAUGGAAAGAAAAAAAUAUUUUUGCACGUGGGAAAUAGAUAUUUUACCGAUGUAUACAUUUGUAGAAAAAAUUUACAAGAUAGCACAGAGUUUUUAUGCAAAAUGAAGUUUGUGUAUCAUAGGAUAUAAUUUAUUAAAGAAUCAAAUUCUU